Messenger RNA from Austrofundulus limnaeus, 538 nucleotides. It is a transcript of the gene uqcc2, whose product is annotated as ubiquinol-cytochrome c reductase complex assembly factor 2. Gene Ontology annotation, cellular component: mitochondrial matrix. Gene Ontology annotation, biological process: mitochondrial respiratory chain complex III assembly. NCBI's taxonomy places the organism in Eukaryota, Metazoa, Chordata, Actinopteri, Cyprinodontiformes, Rivulidae. The transcript has 4 exons. The coding region runs from base 92 to 484 and encodes 130 amino acids. The record is from RefSeq and is a predicted model, not a curated record.
GGGAAGGUUUAGAUGUGACACAACAAGUACGGUGUGCGAGAAAGGUCAAUCUUGUCUUUGCUCGCACGUAUAAAUAUUACAUCACUAAAAGAUGUCUGCAACCAGGUAUCGUCGGUUUCUGAAGCUGUGCGAGGAAUGGCCCCGAGACGAGACCAAGAAAGGCCGUGAUUUGGGAAUGUUUCUGCGGCAGAGAGUCGCUGCUGCGUUCCGCGAGGGUGAAGACACGCAGAUUGCAGAUCCAGAGAAAUGUGACCAGAUGUAUGAAAGUUUAGCCCGUAUUAAUGGGAAUGUGUACAGACAAAGAUUUCCUCGUGCACAAGACACAAGUUUCACAGGAAUCACAAAAGAAGAGUGCCGAAUGCUUUUGUCAGAAAAUAUGCAGCAAAGCAUGGACGAAGAAAAGAAGGGUUUAUGGAAAACGUUAAUAAACAGAUUCUCCUCCAAGUCACCAGAAGGUGUUCCAGAAAAAGCUCCUGAAAAAUAACUUUCUCUCUUUUUAGUUUUGCGGGUAUGGAAAUAAAGCUUAUCCUUGCUAUAA